UCUCUAUUAAAGUCUUGGAGCCACUUCCUGUUUGGAACACCAGGGGGAGGAGUCGAGCUUUCCAGUGAUACAUGUGUCUGUGCAAUAAACUAAGACUGUUCGAGCAGCUGUCCACCAGUGACGGUUUACUGGUGCUGCAGGUGUUUGGACCCAUCACCGUGGUUCUGGCCGUGUUGGGCAUCUGUGCUGCUGCUCUGGACUACAAACCUCUGCUGCUGCUGUUUUCUGCUUUAAUCUUCAUCGAGUUUGUGGCUAUGAUGGUUGUGGCUUCACCGCUGGUUCAAGUUCAAAGUCAGAUGGACGGAGCGGUGGAUGAGGUGUUUCUGAAGGCCACGCCCCUCCACACAUUGAAUUUGUUGAACGGUUGUCCAAAUCUUACAGGGAAAAAUGUUGGACUUUUGAAACGUAUGCAAGAUAAAGUGACUGAAAUAGAUGCAGAUCAGAAAUUGGUAUUUCUGCAUUGUAUUGUACACCAACAUGUGUUGUGCAAGUCAGUGCUAAAAAUUAACCAUGUUGUUGAUGUUGUUUCUAAAAUAGUAAACUUCAUGUGGUCACGUGCAUUGAAUCACAGACAGUUUGUCGCACUUUUGGAGGAGCAUGAGAGUGAGUAUAGAGACAUCGGCUACCACACAGCUGUCAGAUGGCUCAGCCUGGGCAAAGUGCUAAAAAGAGUUUGGGACCUGAAAGCAGAGAUUCAAGAGUUUUGUGAGGAGAAAGGCAAAGACAUCCCAGAGCUGUCAGAUGAGGACUGGGUGGCAGAUGUUGCAUUUGCUGUUGAUGUGACUGCACUGAUUAAUGAACUGAACACCAAACUGCAAGGCAAGGGCCUUUUUUUUCAUGAAAUGCACAGCCUGGUGAAGGCUUUCAUGAGAAAGAUGCAGUUUCUUUCAAGCCAACUGGAGAGUAACACUCUGACUCACAUGCAAACCCUAAAAGAAGUCGCACCAUCAGCUAAUCGACUCAGCAGGUACUCAUCCAUGUUAGGAGCAUUGCAUGGUCAGUUUUCAAGGAGAUUUGAAGAUCUCAGAACAAUCGAGGAUGAAAUGAACAUGAUUUCCUCUCCCUUCACCUGCAGUGUGGGUAAUGCCGCCAGUGACGUUCAGCUGGAACUCAUUGACCUGCAGUCUGAUGCAUUACUGGCAGAGCAAUUCAAGUCUGUAUCUCUGCUGGAUUUUUACUCUUCUCUCAAGGAGGAGACCUUUCCAAACAUGAGGAGACAUGCUCAGAAGAUGUUGGUUCUCUUUGGCUCCACCUAUAUAUGUGAACAAACAUUUUCAAUGAUGAAGUUCACAAAAUCCAGAUAUAGAUCCUCUCUCACUGAUGAUCAUCUGUCAGCUGUGCUUCGCAUCUCCACCUCAGACACUCAACCGGACUUGGAUGCACUUGUUAAAGCCCAGCAGAGACUAGAUUUAUCUCACUAAGCAAGAAAGAAGAGCUUAAAGCAUCAAAUAAGGUGGUUAGACCACAAAUGUAGACACCAACUAGCAGUGAACUGGGACACUUCCUUUGGAAGCCUGUUUCUCAAAAUCCCAGUUCCGUGAUGUUCAGAGACAGAUCAAUGUGAUGUAUCUUUCUUAAUGAGCACAAAAACAAUAUUGUGAUGUUUUUAGGAUGCUAAGAACUUUGACACAACUUUCCAACAGUAUAUUAAACUCAAAAUGUGUUUUAGAGUGAAUGUGACUGAAAGUGUUCAUUAAUAUGAGUCACAAAUGGUAAAAUGUUCACAUUUAUUUUACCAUUGUUUUGAGAAAUUUAUUUGAAUAAAUUACAUUUUUUGUAAGGCAACCUCAAUUUUUCAUUGCUUAAUUGUAACAUAUACUCUUAUACAAUCUUAUACAAUUAAUAUUCGAGAAUUAAGUUCAGCAUUUUGGCCUGGCCCUCCAGAAUAUUUUCCCUUUCUAAUGUGGCCCCAUGGAGAAAAUAAUUGCCCACCCCUGCUCUAGAAUCUCAUCAAGAGGUGCUAACCUCUACAGUUCUCUAGUCAGGCAACAGAUGGCGCCAUAUUUCACUUUGUCAAGUGCUCCAGGUUUGCUUUGCUUUGCUUUUCCCCACACUUGAAGGGGAUUCUGGUUUGCUUUGUAAGGAUGAGGCAGGAUUCCACUCAGAUUGUUUUUUUAUUUUCAGUAGUCAUGUGACCAACCAGGUGAAAAACCUUAAAAAAAGAGAAACAAGUGUAAACCCCGGUUACAAUACAAAAAAAAAAAAAAAAAA
Messenger RNA from Oryzias melastigma (Indian medaka), 2211 nucleotides. Its product is annotated as general transcription factor II-I repeat domain-containing protein 2B-like. The record is from RefSeq and is a predicted model, not a curated record. Lineage: Eukaryota; Metazoa; Chordata; Actinopteri; Beloniformes; Adrianichthyidae. Gene Ontology annotation, molecular function: protein dimerization activity. Bases 72 to 1421 code for a protein of 449 amino acids. The transcript is spliced from 5 exons.